AUGGAAGUUGCAAGUUUGUCCCAAAAUAUCGAAGAAUAUUUCGAUAAAAGAAACUGCCUGGUCAAUGAACUUAACUAUUACGAAAUUCUAGAAUUAGAUUCGAGAUGCACGAAGGAAGAUAUACGACGCUCAUACUACCACUUUGCACGAAUUUUCCACCCAGAUAAGUGUAACAAGGAGGAGUAUUUGUUUGUCCUAAACGAGCUCAAAGCAGCAUACGAUAUUUUAUCAGACGAAUAUAAAAGAAUUAUAUACGACAUUAAACAUGUAGCAAAUAAAAAAGAAGAACAAAGUUACGAAAUAAAAAAGGAAACACUAGAAAACGUUUACGAUUUAGUCCGACAAAAGCAUCUAACUUUUUUGCAAGAAAAAGCUUCCAUGUACCUAAAUAUUUUAUAUUAUCAGUACAAGAAUCAAGGAUUAAUAAUAAAAAAGGCAAUAUUUGGGAACCUGAAUUUAGCAAAACCAGAUAGUUUAAACCCACUGGAAACAAUAGAACUGAAACACUUGAAAGGACCGUUCAUAGAUGUAACUGUUCAACUACAACUUCUGGUACAAAAUGGAGUUCUGCACUUAUGUAAUAGCACAUCAUACGCAUUUUUACCAGGAUUCUAUAACCCAAUCCACUUUGUAAAUAAUAUUAAAUCAAAUUAA
Theileria annulata is the source of this 654-nucleotide messenger RNA. RefSeq lists its product as uncharacterized. The transcript is spliced from 3 exons. The coding region runs from base 1 to 654 and encodes 217 amino acids. Lineage: Eukaryota; Apicomplexa; Aconoidasida; Piroplasmida; Theileriidae. The record is from RefSeq and is a predicted model, not a curated record. Gene Ontology annotation, biological process: cristae formation.